Molecule: messenger RNA, 871 nt
Organism: Eufriesea mexicana
Lineage: Eukaryota; Metazoa; Arthropoda; Insecta; Hymenoptera; Apidae
Product: ribosomal RNA small subunit methyltransferase NEP1
Exons: 5
Coding region: 161-871 (236 amino acids)
Biological process (GO): rRNA base methylation
Cellular component (GO): nucleus; small-subunit processome
Molecular function (GO): rRNA (pseudouridine) methyltransferase activity; rRNA binding
Source: RefSeq, a predicted model, not a curated record
UGAGGAUGACAAAAAUGGUAAGUCGGUUCUGGAGGAAAUCUGGAUCGAAAAAAUGUACGUAAUGUUAGGUUUAUUCUAUACAUUUUUUAUUAGAACGGUAUGGAAAUCUAUGAAUUUCGAGACGUAAAUCAGAAAAUGUAUAAGAAGUAAAUAUAAAAUAAUGGGGCAAAAACGUAAGAAUGACAAAAGAAAAGAUGAGUUUGAAUAUGAUCCAGCUCCUAAACAUCUUCACAUCGCUCAUAUUAAAAAUCAAGAGAAACGUUUAAUUGUUAUCUUAGAAAAAGCUCAAUUGGAGUCCGUUAAAGUUGGAAACAGUUUUGAAUUAUUAAAUUGUGAUGAUCAUGUUAGUAUAUUAAAAAAGAAUAAUCGAGAACCUGGUACAUGUCGACCAGAUAUUACUCAUCAAUGUUUAUUAAUGUUAAUGGAUAGUCCACUAAAUAGGGCUGGACUUCUACAAGUUUAUGUACAUUCAGAAAAGAAUGUACUGAUAGAAGUAAACCCACAAACUAGAAUACCAAGAACAUUUAAACGUUUUGCUGGUCUCAUGGUACAAUUAUUACAUAAAUUUAGUGUUCGUGCUUCUGGUGGUUCAAUGAAACUAUUAAAAGUAAUUAAAAAUCCCAUCACUGAUCACUUACCAGUUGGUUGUCGUAAAAUUGCAAUGUCAUUUAAUGCAAAUAAAGUACAAAAUGCACGAGAAUUAGUUCUUCUUGAUGAACCAAUUGCCAUUGUAGUAGGUGCAAUGGCCCAUGGACAAGUGAAGCCAGAUUAUGUAGAAGAUACUAUAUCUAUAAGCAAUUAUCCAUUAUCUGGUGCUUUAACAUGUAGCAAACUGUGUACAGCAUUCGAAGAAGUUUGGGGAAUAGUGUAA